Messenger RNA from Lodderomyces jiufengensis, 1101 nucleotides. RefSeq names its product cyclin-dependent serine/threonine-protein kinase (gene PHO85). Gene Ontology annotation, cellular component: nucleus; cytoplasm. Gene Ontology annotation, biological process: protein phosphorylation. Bases 1 to 1101 code for a protein of 366 amino acids. The record is from RefSeq and is a predicted model, not a curated record. The transcript is spliced from 2 exons. Gene Ontology annotation, molecular function: cyclin-dependent protein serine/threonine kinase activity; ATP binding. Lineage: Eukaryota; Fungi; Ascomycota; Pichiomycetes; Serinales; Debaryomycetaceae.
AUGACUGGCUCAUCAUCUCAAUUUCAACAACUUGAAAAAUUAGGAGAAGGAACAUAUGCAACAGUAUAUAAAGGACGAAAUAGAGCUACUGGGGCACUUGUGGCAUUGAAAGAAAUUAAUUUGGAUCCAGAAGAAGGUACACCAUCAACUGCAAUAAGAGAAGUAUCAUUAAUGAAAGAAUUAGAUCAUGAAAAUAUUGUAACAUUAUAUGAUGUUAUACAAACUGAAAAUAAAUUAACUUUAGUAUUUGAAUAUAUGGAUAAAGAUUUAAAAAAAUAUAUGGAAGUUCAUGGAACAAAUGGAGCAUUAGAUUUAAAAAUUGUUAAAAGUUUUAUGUUUCAAUUAUUAAAAGGUAUAAUGUUUUGUCAUGAUAAUAGAGUAUUACAUAGAGAUUUAAAACCUCAAAAUUUAUUAAUUAAUAAUAAAGGGGAAUUAAAAUUAGGAGAUUUUGGAUUAGCAAGAGCUUUUGGAAUUACUUUUAAUACUUUUUCAAAUGAAGUUGUUACUUUAUGGUAUAGAGCACCUGAUGUAUUAUUAGGAUCAAGAGCAUAUACUACUUCAAUAGAUAUUUGGUCAGCUGGUUGUAUAUUUGCGGAAAUGUGUACUGGAAAGCCAUUAUUUCCAGGAACUGCUAAUGAAGAUCAAUUAAUUAAAAUUUUUAGAUUAAUGGGUACACCAAAUGAAAGAACUUGGCCAAAUAUAAGUUCCUAUUCAAAUUAUAAAAAUAAUUGGCAAAUUUUUGUACCUCAAGAUUUAAGAUUAUUAGUACCAAAUUUAGAUUCAAUGGGAUUAAAUUUAUUAACUAGUCUUUUACAAAUGAGACCAGAAUCAAGAAUUACUGCAAGACAAGCUUUACAACAUCCUUGGUUUCAUGAAAUUAUAUUACCUAAUCAUCCACUUCAUCAUCAUUUAAGUGAUCCUUAUCAACAACAACAACAACAACAUCACAAUCAACAACAUCAUCAGCAACAUCAACAUCAACAACAACAACAACAACAACAACAUCAAGUACAUCAUCCACAACACCAUCCUCAUCAACAACAACAUUCACAACAUCAACAACAACAUCCACAUCAACCUAUAAUUGAUCAACAAUAUUGA